AAUAUACCUCCCUCACUAGCCCCCCUCACCACGCACUCCGUCUCUCUAUUCUCACUUGUAAAGCUAACCUUUGGUGCCUUAAUCAACCGAUAGUAAAUGGCGGGGAAGGAAGUGAUAGCGGAGCACGGGUCGUUCACGGCCAAGGACUACCAUGACCCACCUCCUGCACCGCUCGUAGACGCGGUUGAGCUCAGAAAAUGGUCCUUCUACAGGGCCCUCAUUGCCGAGUUCAUCGCCACCCUCCUCUUCCUCUACAUAGGCGUCCUCACUGUCAUCGGCUACAAGAGCCAGACUGCCGCCAGCCCCGACCCCUGCGCCGGCGUCGGCAUCCUUGGUAUCGCGUGGGCUUUUGGCGGCAUGAUCUUUGUCCUCGUCUACUGCACCGCCGGUAUCUCAGGGGGUCACAUAAACCCGGCGGUGACAUUCGGGCUUUUCUUGGCGCGAAAGGUGUCAUUGAUACGGGCAGUGACUUACAUGGUGGCUCAGUGCCUGGGAGCCAUAUGCGGGGUGGGGCUCGUCAAGGCCUUCCAGAAGACGUACUACAACCAAAACGGCGGCGGUGCGAACGAGCUCGCCGAUGGGUACAGCACCGGGGUUGGACUCGGUGCCGAGAUCAUCGGGACCUUUGUUCUGGUCUACACCGUCUUCUCCGCCACCGACCCGAAGCGGAAGGCUCGCGACUCCCAUGUUCCAGUUUUGGCUCCGCUUCCAAUUGGGUUCGCUGUGUUUAUGGUUCACUUGGCCACAAUCCCAAUCACUGGCACCGGAAUCAACCCCGCGAGGAGCCUUGGGGCUGCUGUGAUCUACAACCAGUCCAAAGCCUGGGAUGAUCAGUGGAUAUUCUGGGUCGGACCAUUCAUCGGAGCGGCAAUAGCUGCCUUCCACCACCAGUUCAUCCUAAGGGCUGGCGCGGUUAAAGCUCUUAGUUCCUUCAGGAGUAACCCUUAGUCAAAGGAGUAAAUAUAUCACGACUGUCUAUCUAGAGUCUAGACCCGGUAACUCUUAUAUGACCGUAUCGCAAUAUAUAUAUGUAUAUAUAUAUAUAUAUAUAUCUACGGCAGAUGUAAUAUUGGACGAAGAGUCAGGGUAUAGGCAGCGUUCGUCCAAAAGUUCAAGGUUGUAUUUUGGAUCCUUCCUCCCUGUCUAAAAUUUGCAGGCCUUAUUAUGUAAUGUAGUUCUAUUUGUAACACUUCAGAUUUCUAUUGUUCAUUUUUAUUUCCCUGCGUACUUGCCUA
This is a messenger RNA of Punica granatum (pomegranate), 1235 nucleotides long. The record is from RefSeq and is a predicted model, not a curated record. Lineage: Eukaryota; Viridiplantae; Streptophyta; Magnoliopsida; Myrtales; Lythraceae.